This is a messenger RNA of Juglans microcarpa x Juglans regia, 2052 nucleotides long. Its product is annotated as protein transport protein SEC31-like. The transcript is spliced from 3 exons. The coding region runs from base 145 to 1947 and encodes 600 amino acids. The record is from RefSeq and is a predicted model, not a curated record. Lineage: Eukaryota; Viridiplantae; Streptophyta; Magnoliopsida; Fagales; Juglandaceae.
CUGAACAUUUUUUAACCGCUGGGCAUGAUUUGUGUUACACACGCUCGUUUUCUUUCUCCGUUUUGUUUUCUCGUUAACACUCGCGACUUCCAUAUAUAAAUAUAGCACAGAGAGUUCCCGAUAUCUUUAGGUGGUGAGGAACCGAUGAAUACGACGCCGUUCAUGGACAAGCAGAUAAUGGAUCUGUCGCAGGGAUCGGCGGCGACGCAUGGCAAAGACUUCAUCGACCUGAUGAAUCAUCCGGAAGAGGAGAAAGAAGGGGCUGAUCCUCACACCCACCACGCACACCAAAUCGGCGGAGCUCCUAGUAAUGGUAUUGAUCAGAAGGAGGAGAUCUUGCCCAGCUACGAUUUCCAGCCCAUUCGCCCUCUCGGAGCCGCUACAUCUCCGUCACCCAAUUUCGAUGCCACCCCCAUUCUCUCCGGUCGGGCAUGGAGCUCCGCUUCCGAUUCCAAGCUCAACACAGCCACAUCCGCUGACACUCCUAAUCCUAUUAGAAAUUACGGUUCUUUGGACUCCAUUGAACCUGCAAAAGUCGUUAUAGAGAAGGAUCAAAGUGUCUUUGAUUCUGCAGUUGUGUCUGAGAUUGAUCGAACAAUGAAGAAACAUGCAGAUAAUUUGCUACAUGUGUUGGAAGGUGUUAGUGCACGAUUAAUGCAGCUGGAAAGCAGAACCCGCAACCUUGAGAAUUCUGUAGAUGAUUUGAAGGUGUCUGUUGGAAACAAUCAUGGAAGCACCGAUGGAAGAAUGAGGCAGCUGGAGAAUAUUCUUAGAGAGGUGCAAUCAGGGGUACAGGUAUUGAAGGAUAAGCAAUUAAUACUUGAUGCUCAGCUUGAGCUUGCAAAGCUAAAAGUGUCCAAGGUAGACCAACAACCAGAAACCCAGAACACUGUGCAAGUGGAUUCUUUGCAGCAGGCUGCAUCUGCUCCUCAGCAGUCCCACCAAUAUCUCUCUCCUGUUAAUAACCCACAAGCACUCCCUGCACUUCCUCCCCCUAAUGCUCCACCUCAACCUUCUCCACAUCCGAAUCUUUCACCACCAGUUCAACUCCCUCCCCAGUUGCUUCAGAACCAGAUCCCUUCUAUUCCUCAGCGUGACCCUUACUUCCAACCACCUGGACAAACUCCAGAAGCCCCAAAUCAGCAAUAUCAAUCACCUCUAGGUCAGCAGUCGCAUCCUCCUCCUGUAGCACCACCACAUCAACAGUUUCAACCGGCCCCUCAACAACAGUUCUCCCAGCCACCACCCCAACUGCCUCAGCAGCAUCCAUCUCUUGUACCCGCUAAUCCCACGCAACUUCAACCUGCGUUAAGCCACCAUGCUGAAGAGUUACCUUAUGCUCCACAGAACUACCCACCAAGCCUUCGUCAGCCAUCAUCGCAGACACCCAGUGGACCCCCUCCCCCACAACAGUUUUAUGGGGCACCCUCUCACAUGUAUGAGCCACCAUCAAGCAGAUCCAGUUCAGGUUUUUCUUCCGGAUAUGGGUCACCAUCUGGGCCUACCGAACCGUACCAUUAUGGUGUAGCUCCUCAAUAUGUUAGUACUCCUGCGGUGAAACCAACACUCACUUCUCCUGCUGUAAUUCAGAGUGGUGGAAGUGGCUACCCACAACUCCCGACUGCUCGAGUACUACCUCAAGCCUUGCCCACUGCAUCUGGGGUUAGUAGUGGUUCAGGUUCUACGGGAACAGGGAACAGGGUUCCCAUUGAUGAUGUGAUCGACAAAGUGACAACUAUGGGAUUUCCAAGAGACCAUGUGAGGGCAACAGUUCAAAAGCUAACGGAAAAUGGCCAGUCAGUGGACCUGAAUAUAGUGCUGGAUAAGCUGAUGAAUGAAGGGGACGUACAGCCCCAAGAGGUUGGUUUGGUCGAUAGUAUAGGUGCUUUGCUUUCUUCCCCCAAAAUUAUCUUGUUUGCGCUGGAGUGUGUGAGGAGCUCGUCUUGAAUUUUAUUUGUGUAUACCGACGAUAAACGAAAGUGGAUUGACUGAGUUUUUAAAAUUUCUAGUCCCUUGCAAUCUAUAUUUAUCAAAUUAAUGUCUCAUAAACUC